Trichoderma citrinoviride is the source of this 1221-nucleotide messenger RNA. RefSeq lists its product as hypothetical. Bases 1 to 1221 code for a protein of 406 amino acids. NCBI's taxonomy places the organism in Eukaryota, Fungi, Ascomycota, Sordariomycetes, Hypocreales, Hypocreaceae. The transcript has 3 exons. The record is from RefSeq and is a predicted model, not a curated record. Gene Ontology annotation, cellular component: division septum. Gene Ontology annotation, biological process: division septum assembly.
AUGGCUUUUUCCACACCAGCCAGCGUCAGGGUCUCGGGCCCUCCAAACAGGAGCUUUCUCGUGGGAUAUCCGGGCAUCUCCGCGACACUGCCACGGAUCGAGGGCAAGGUCGAGAUCCGGCCGGGCCUUGGCUACUCCAUGCCCGUCCCCGUAUCCCUCGUCCGGAUAAGCCUCCAGAAGCGCGAAACCAUACACCCCGACGCCGACAGCCUCACCAAGCGACAUCUGGGCGCCCCCCGCAAAGAGACGACCGACCUGGUGGGCAAAGAGGUGCUCCUGUACAGAUGCCAGACGGGCAAAGAUGCCGAGGAAAUCAUCGCCAUGGAUUUGCCGUUUGUCAUCUUCAUUCCCUUUGGCAGAGGCGGAGAGGAGGUCAACCGAAGAAUACCGCCGGCGUCUCUGCAGCUGCCUAGUAGGAUUGCAGAGACGUACUAUGAGCUGGUCGUGACCGUGCAGCAGGGUCCCAAGAACCAGUUCAAGUACAACUUUCCGCUGCCCAUUCUACGAUACGACACCCUGUCCACCUUUGGCAUGUACAACAAGCCCGAAGCGAAGCUCGUCUCGAGCGACAACCUCGUCAACCUGGGCAUCAACCUGCCGCGCUGGAGCUACGGCCCCAGCGACCCCAUCACCGUAUACAUCAAGGUGUCUCCGGCCCAGGGCGCUUGGUACAAGGCCAAGAAGGUCACCAUAGACAAGAUCACGCUGGGCAUAGAGGAGGAAAUCACGUUCAACCCCGAAGGUGACGAGCCGACCAAGAGGGUCAACAAGCUGGCAAAGCAAGUUCAGGUGGUCAAGACAAAGCUGCCGGAGGCCGGAUACGCGACCAACAUCGGCUUGGUUUUUCCCUCCAAGGACCUGAGAGACUCUGAAGGCAUCAUCAAGAGGGGCAAGCCAGCCUUUCCCCAGUACGAGGUCGCCUCCUUUACCACUUCGUCGACCCUUUACAAGAUUGAGUUUUAUCUCAACAUCAAGGUGCAAGUAAGCGGCGCAAGAGACCUUCAGAUACGUCAACCCAUCGUCAUCUGCCAUUUGGAUCAACAAGGCUGCAAGGAGGAAAUGGACGCCAUCGAAAUCGCCGCCAGAGAGGCCUCGCACGUCGACGUGAACAACCCCAUGCUUCCCGCCAGCACAAUUGUCACGGCAAACGAUCGAGAUGCGCUGCGCGCUUUGGGAUUGUGCAUAGUCAGGAAAACCGAAAAGAGGCCAUACAUUGAGUGA